UCUUCGACUACUGUCGAGUCGAGUCGCGAGCCAUACAAAAUAUUUCUACAUUGUUUUUUCAUCAUUAAACUUCAUAAUUUGUAUGAUAAAAAUUUUUUUUUACUAUCAAAAAUUUUAAUAAAACUUGUAAUAAAAUUUAAUAAUUUUUUUCUAUUUCUAAAUUUUUUUAUAUUCUAAUCUAAAUUCGUACAGUGUAUAUGAAAAAUGCAAUUGGAUUUUUGUUUUUUCUUAACAAUAUAGAAUAAAAAAAGAAAAAAAAAAAAAGUAAAGAGUACCGAUAGUGGGCAUGCAACUGGAUAACCUGAAAAGGGUGUGCCUCUUGCUGACAGCAAUCAAUGGACUGGUCAACGAUAUUGUCAACGGCGAAACCUUCACCAUUGGCUAUAUUACUGGGUCCAAACGACGUCCUGGUAAUUUCGAAUAUCAACGACCCGGUUUUCGAAUAUCAGGUGCUAUCAAUCUUGCUGUACAUGAGGUAAAUACCGGAGAACUUGGAAAACGUGGUCAUAAACUUGAAUUCAUUAUUGGUGAAACUUAUGGUGAAGAAGAAACAAGUAUUCGUGUUACUGCUGAUUUUUGGACUAAAAAUGUAAGUGCUUAUAUUGGACCACAAGAAACUUGUGUUCAUGAAGGAAGGAUGGCUGCUGCAUUUAAUCUUCCGAUGAUAUCCUACUUUUGUAUGCAUCGUGAAACUUCUAAUAAAGCUGAGUUUCCAACAUUUGCCAGAACAAAACCUUCUGAUACACAAAUAUCAAAAUCUGUAGCAUCUGUGUUAUUGGCAUUCAAUUGGACAAAAAUAACAUUUGUACACAUAAACAACAGUGAUACAGAAUUUAACAACAAAAUGUUGACAGUAUCAACAGCAAUACUUGAAACAUGUGAAACAUUUGGUAUAAUUGUUAAUCAUCAUAAACGAUGGAGUGAAUCAUAUCACACUGAGAGAAUGAUCAAUCCAUUUCAUGACAUCGUUGAGUCAACAUAUAUUGAAACACGAAUAUAUGUUAUACUUGGAAAUUAUGAUGAGCAUAUGGGUCUGUUGAUGGCACUGGAUCAAAAGAAACUUCUUGAUAACGGUGAAUAUUGGGUGGUGGGAGUUGAUAUUGAACAGUAUGAUAAAAACCGACCAGACAAAUAUCUUCAUGGAUUACUGGAAGAAAAUACAAAUCCAUCAUUACUUCGUGCUUAUGAAAGUUAUUUUAGUAUUGUUGGAUCAGCAACAGAUUAUUCGGAUAAUUUUACAAAUAUCAUAAAUGAAUAUAGAAAGAAACCACCAUUUAAUUUUAUAAAUCCAAUUGAAAAUUAUGGUGGUGUUGUUCAGAUCGUACCAGAGACAAUUUAUCUUUACGAUGCGGUUCACCUUUAUGCCAAGUCGUUACUGAGUGCACUCAGUGAGGGAAGAGACCCAAGGGAUGGUAGAAAAAUGCUUGCUGGACUUUAUGGAACUCACUAUCGUAGCGCCAUGGGGUACUUGGUUUACAUGGAUAAAAACGGUGAUGCUGAGGCUAACUACACUUUAAUAGCCCUAGAAAAUAAUCCAGAUAAGGGUCAUGGUCUCUAUCCAAUUGGUCAUUUCGUUGGUAAAGAGGAAAUUACAAACUUGCCAAAAUUACGACUUGUUAAAAAAAUUUCUUGGCCUGAUGGUGCUCCACCCAUUGCUGAACCAUUUUGUGGCUAUCAUGGUGAAAAAUGCAAUUGUGAAAUUAUUGGCGGAAUCGCCGGAGGAUUUUUGUUAAUUUUGAUGGCAAUUGUUUUGGUACUCUAUAGAAAUUGGAGAUAUGAACAAGAAUUAGAUUCAUUACUGUGGAAAGUUAAUUACAAAGAUAUACAAAUUAAAGAAGAAAAAGAAGAGACAGUACAAAAUGAUGCUAUUCAAAAAUCUAACAUAAAACCAGUUGUAAGGACAAGUCAAGUAUCACUUAGUUCAAAUCCAGAUGCUGAUUUUCGUUAUUCAAUGAUUUAUACGCAAAUUGGAUUUUACAGAGGUCGAAUGUUUGCCAUUAAAAAUGUCAGAAAAAAAUCAAUUGAAAUAACAAGAGAAAUGAAAAAAGAACUUAAAGUGAUGCGAGAUUUGAGACAUGAUAAUUUGAAUGCAUUUGUUGGAGCUUGUACAGAUCCACCAAAUAUUUGUAUUGUUGUUGAAUACUGUUCACGAGGAAGUUUGAAAGACAUUAUUGAAAAUGAAGAUAUGAAAUUGGACAAUAUGUUUAUGGCAUCACUUGUUGGAGAUGUUAUCAGGGGAAUGAUGUUUCUUCAUGAGUCAGUUAUAAAAUACCAUGGUAAUUUAACAAGUUCAAAUUGUCUUGUUGACUCACGUUGGGUUGUUAAAAUAGCUGACUUUGGUUUACGUGAAUUUAAAAGAGACGCUGAAUGUAAAUCUGAGGAUAUAUUAAAAAAAUAUCAAUGUUUAUUAUACAGAGCACCAGAAUUAUUACGAACGCGAAUGGAUGAACCAAAUACAAGAGAAUAUCAAAAAAGUGAUGUUUAUUCAUUUUCACUAGUAUUAUAUGAACUUCAUGGUCGUCAUGGACCAUUUGGUGUAACACAAUUAACAUCAUCAGAAAUAUUAAAACGAAUAAUUGAUUCUGGACCAGAUAUUGAUUUAUUUAGACCACCAUUAGAUCAAUUAGAAAAUUGUUUUGAUUUUGUUAGAGAUUGUCUUGUUGAAUGUUGGUCAGAGGAUCCAGAAAAUCGUCCGGAUUUUAAAAUAAUUAGAAACAAAUUGAGACCACUAAGGAAAGGAAUGAAACCAAAUAUAUUUGAUAAUAUGAUGGCGAUGAUGGAAAAAUAUGCAAAUAAUUUAGAGGCACUUGUUGAUGAACGAACAGAUCAAUUAAAUGAAGAAAAAAAAAAAACUGAUGCAUUGUUGUAUGAAAUGUUACCACGUUUUGUUGCUGAACAACUUAAACGUGGACAUAAAGUUGAAGCUGAAUGUUUUGAUUGUGUUACAAUUUAUUUUAGUGAUAUUGUUGGUUUUACAUCAAUGUCAGCUGAAAGUACACCACUACAAGUUGUUGAUUUUUUAAAUGAUUUAUAUACAUGUUUUGAUUCGACAAUUGAAAAUUAUGAUGUUUAUAAAAUUGAAACAAUUGGUGAUGCUUAUAUGGUUGUUAGUGGUUUACCAAUUAGAAAUGAUGUACAACAUGCUGGUGAAAUUGCAAGUAUGUCAUUGUGUCUUUUGGAAGCAAUUAAACAAUUCACAAUACGUCACAGACCAAUGGAUAAAUUACAGUUGAGAAUUGGAAUACAUUCUGGACCAGUUUGUGCUGGUGUGGUUGGUCUAAAAAUGCCAAGAUAUUGUCUUUUUGGUGACACUGUAAACACAGCAAGUCGUAUGGAAUCAUCAGGAAGCCCAUUGAAAAUUCAUUGUAGUCAAGAGACAAAAUUUUUAUUGGAUAGACUCGGUGGUUUUCAUCUUGUUGAACGUGGUAUAGUAUCAAUGAAAGGAAAAGGUGAUCGUUUAACAUACUGGUUAGUUGGUGAAGAAUUGUUAAUGCGUGAAAAACGUAAACAUGAUAGAAUUGAACGUAAAAAUGGUAAAAUGCCAGAUUUAUUAGUACCAAAAAGUUCAAUGAAAAAUAAAAAAUUAAAUAGACAUUUUUUAAGAUGUUCAAAUAAUUCACAAAAACGUUUGAGAUUUGCAAGUUCUGAUCAUAUUGAUAAAAAAAUAAUAAUUAAUAAUAAACUUGAUUCAAUUAUUGAUAAUAGUCCAUGUAAAGCUAUAUCUUCAAUUUGUAAUUUAAAAAAUUUUAUGGAUCAUUCAAGAUCAUCAAGUAAUUCUUGUCCAUGUGUUGAACAAUUAGAUUAUUCAGAUGAACCAAUUGAUUGUCAACAAUUUGUUCAAAAAAAUGAUUGUUUUUUUCCACCAUUAUUAUAUGAUAAUUAUUGUAAAUCUGAACCAAGUAGUCCCAGACACAGUGCGAAUAUAUUAAAUUGUCAAAAAAAUGUACAAUCAAUUGAUGAAGUUGAUGGUUGGGAUGCAACACCACUCAUCAGAUCCAACACCUGUACUAACUAAAUAUUUUUAAUUGAAUUUUUUUCCAUUAUUAUCUUAUUAUCAUUAUAAUAUUUAUUUUUUUUCUAAUAAUAUUUUCUUGAUAAAUUACAAAUUUUCAUGACAUUAAAUUAAAUUAAUAUUUUUUUUUUUUGUAUAUGUUAUACACUUGCAGACAAUCAAGAAGGCUCGUGGUUUUGUCUUUUUUAAUAUUUUGUUUUUU
Molecule: messenger RNA, 4214 nt
Organism: Aphidius gifuensis
Lineage: Eukaryota; Metazoa; Arthropoda; Insecta; Hymenoptera; Braconidae
Product: guanylate cyclase 32E-like
Exons: 17
Coding region: 287-4015 (1242 amino acids)
Biological process (GO): intracellular signal transduction; receptor guanylyl cyclase signaling pathway; protein phosphorylation
Cellular component (GO): membrane
Molecular function (GO): ATP binding; peptide receptor activity; protein kinase activity
Source: RefSeq, a predicted model, not a curated record